AUGGCCCUCGCUAUGGACGGAGGCACUAGUUCAGGGACUCAAACCUACGCAAACAGUGAAAAGUCGGAUCUUGAACAGAAAGACAAACUUGGGGAGAAUCGAGCGGAGAUCGACGAGCAACUGACGAACCUAGCGCGCAAAUUGAGCACAAAGUCUGAGAAGAAUCAUUGUCGUUCCCCGUUUGAAGCGAGUGAAGGUGGAUUUCUGGAUCCAAACAGCCCCGAAUUCCGUGCUAGAGACUGGGCGAAAGCUUUCUACAACGCUAGGUAUAAUGCCGACGAAAACUGUCCGCCACGAGUUGCCGGUGUUGCGUUCAAAGAUUUGAACGUUUCCGGGUACGGUAGUCCUGUGGACUACCAAAUGAGUGUGGGAAAUGCCCUGCUGAAGUUGCCGACCCAGAUAUAUCAGUUCCUUAGCGGCAAAAAAACGAAAAUUAACAUCCUGCAAGGCCUUGAUGGGCUAGUUCUUCCUGGUGAACAGCUUUGUGUUCUGGGCCCUCCUGGAUCGGGCUGUUCAACCUUUCUCAAAACUAUAGCUGGUGAAACCCAUGGAUUUCAGGUAGACCCAGCAGCCUAUAUCAACUACCAAGGCAUAACUCCCAGGCAAAUGUCAACGCAAUUCCGGGGCGAGGCUAUAUACACCGCUGAAGUUGAUGCACAUUACCCACAGCUCUCAGUCGGCGAUACGCUGUAUUUUGCGUCCCUUGCCCGUGCACCUCGUCACCUUCCGGGUGGCAUCAGUUCCCAGGAGUACGCCACUCAUCUACGAGAUGUCAUCAUGGCCAUGUUUGGGAUCAGUCAUACUAUCAAUACCCGGGUCGGUAACGACUUCGUUCGUGGUGUCAGCGGAGGUGAGAGAAAGCGGGUUACGAUCGCGGAGGCUGCGUUAAGUUAUUCCCCAUUACAGUGCUGGGAUAACAGCACUAGAGGAUUGGAUAGUGCAAACGCGGUGGAGUUUUGCAGGACCUUACGGACACAAAGCGAUGUUUUUGGAAUGACCUCGUGUGUUGCAAUAUACCAGGCUCCCCAAUCGGCGUACAAUCUUUUUGACAAAGUCAUUGUUUUGUAUGAAGGACACCAGAUAUACUUCGGUGCUGCUCAUGAUGCUAAAGGUUACUUUGAACGACUCGGCUUUCUAUGCCCUGAGUCUCAGACAACUGCCGACUUCCUCACAUCGAUGUCCAGUCCAACCGAACGCAUCGUCAGACCGGGGUUUGAGAGCCUGGCACCUAGAACAUCCGAGGAGUUUGCAAAGCGCUGGAAAGAGAGCCCUGAACGCCAAUCCUUGUUGCGCCAAAUUGAUCAGUACGCUAAUGAACAUCCCUUCGAUGGAGCCGAUCUUGAUCGGUUUGCCCAAUCCCGGAAGACAGAAAAGUCAAAGAACCAACGACUGAAAUCACCAUAUACUCUGUCAUACUGGGGCCAAAUUCGACUUUGUAUGUGGAGGGAAUUUCAACGUCUGAAGAACGAUCCAAGUGUGACCAUCGUCAUGCUUAUUAACAAUUUCUUUGAGGCGCUGAUAAUUUCGAGUAUAUUUUACAAUCUCUCAGGGAACACUUCAUCGUUCUUCUCCCGCGGGGCUAUUCUAUUUAUGAUGGUUCUCUUGAAUGCCUUUUCAAGCAUGCUCGAAAUCUUGAGCUUGUAUGCGAAACGAACGAUCGUGGAAAAGCAUAACCGAUAUGCCCUCUACCACCCUAGCGCCGAGGCCAUAUCGUCAAUGAUCAUGGACAUGCCAUACAAACUGGUGAACUCGAUAUUGAUGAACAUAACAUUGUAUUUCAUGGCAAAUCUCCGCCGUGAACCCGGGCCGUUUUUCUUCAACUAUCUAAUUUCUUUCAUGAUGGCCAUGAGCAUGUCGAUGUUUUUCCGCCUCUUUGCCUCACUUACCAAAACCAUCCAGCAGGCGUUGGCUCCGUCAUCAAUCAUCCUUAUGGCUCUAGUCCUAUAUACUGGGUUUGCCAUUCCAGUUAGCUAUAUGCGCGGAUGGGCUUCGUGGAUUCGGCACUUGAAUCCAGUCGCAUAUGGUUUCGAGGCUAUAAUGGUCAAUGAAUUUCACGGGAGGACUUUCCCCUGUGCGUCAUUCGUCCCUUCUGGGGUCGGAUACGAGAACAUCUCCAACGACGAGCGUAUCUGCUCGGUCGUAGGAUCUGUUCCAGGCUCAGAUCUCGUUGACGGCACAACUUUCGUUAGAUCCACAUACGGAUAUGAAAACAGUCAUCGCUGGAGAAAUUUUGGUAUUAUUCUCGCACUCACUAUCUUUCUCGCACUGUGCCAAAUUAUAGCAACAGAGCUAGUUGCCUCUGAGCGGUCAAAGGGAGAAGUUCUUGUGUUUCGCCGCGGCAGCUCACAAAAAGCCAGGACCAAACAAUGCCAACACGAUGAGGAGCGGACACAAGCCCCUGUCAUCCAAAACGAGAAGCAUAGCGAAGGAAUUGACUCGACGAUAGGUGUGGAGAAACAGGCUUCUAUCUUUCACUGGGAAAAUGUAUGCUAUGAUGUUAAGAUCAAGAGUGAAACCCGGCGGAUUCUAGAUCAUGUUGAUGGCUGGAUCAAGCCUGGCACUUUGACUGCCUUAAUGGGCACUUCCGGUGCUGGAAAGACUACUCUACUCGAUGUGCUGGCUAACCGCACCACAGUUGGGGUUGUCGGUGGUGAUAUGCUCGUCGAUGGCCGACCACGGGACAGCUCCUUUCAACGGAAAACAGGUUAUGUACAACAACAAGAUCUUCAUCUUCACACCUCCACUGUGCGUGAAGCUCUAGAGUUUAGUGCCUUGCUCAGACAACCGCCUCAGUAUACCCGGGAAGAAAAGCUGGACUAUGUUGAGAAAGUUCUUGACCUUCUUAAUAUGAGAGACUACGCUGACGCUAUAGUUGGGAUACCUGGAGAGGGUCUUAACGUGGAGCAGAGAAAGCGCCUUACGAUUGGCGUUGAGCUGGCCGCACGCCCGAAGCUGCUUCUUUUCUUGGACGAGCCUACCUCUGGCCUGGAUAGCCAGACGUCAUGGUCAAUUUGCAAUCUGAUGGAGACUCUGACCAAGAACGGACAAGCUAUUCUCUGUACCAUUCACCAGCCGUCUGCUAUGUUGUUCCAACGCUUUGAUAGACUGCUUCUUCUAGCAAAGGGAGGCAAAACCGUCUACUUUGGUGAGAUCGGACGCGAAUCUAGAAUACUGAUGGACUAUUUCACUCGUAAUGGUGGCCCUGUUUUGCCACCUGGCAGCAAUCCAGCAGAGCACAUGCUUGAGGUGAUUGGCGCCGCACCUGGAGCUAAAAGCGAGAUUGACUGGCCUGCGGUUUGGCGAAACAGCCCUGAAUAUCAGAAUGUGCUCCAUGAGCUCUCAAACUUGAGAGCUUUGGCCAAUCAAUCAUCGCCCGUUGCAGACACGAACGACAAAUCCAGCUAUGCGGAAUUCGCGGCUCCGUUCGCGACACAGUUUGUGCAAGUUGGGCUAAGAGUGUUCCAACAAUACUGGCGUACACCAGCGUAUAUCUAUUCCAAAGUUUUGCUGACGAUUGGUUGUUCACUCUUCAUCGGGUUCUCUUUCUUCAAAGCCGACAAUACAGCCCAGGGCCUACAAAAUCAAAUGUUUGGUGUUUUUGUCUUCCUCUUCGUCGUCAUCCAGUUGAUUAUCCAGAUCAUCCCGUCGUUCGUAACGCAACGAACGCUUUACGAAGCACGGGAGCGACAAUCCAAGACUUACUCGUGGCAAGCAUUCGUUCUCACAAACAUACUAGUCGAGCUUGCAUGGAACUCGAUCAUGGCAAUAUUCUGUUUCCUUGUUUGGUUUUACCCUGUGGGUCUUUUCCACAACGCUGAGUACACCGACACGCUGCACUAUCGAAGCACCCUCGUCUUCCUCUUCAUCUGGGCGACCUUUCUCUUCGCCAGCUCGUUGGCGCACAUGUUAAUCGCAGGCAUCGAGAGUGAAGAGAUCGCCUCGAGUCUCUCCAACAUAUUAGCUAUCAUGAUGUACGCGUUUUGCGGAAUUCUUGCAGGCCCGCACGCUCUUCCUGGUUUCUGGAUUUUCAUGUACAGAGUCAACCCCUUCACGUACCUAGUAUCGGGAUUGCUAUCAACCAGUCUCGGCGAAGCGCCAAUGCACUGCGCUGAAAAGGAGUUUUUGUCCUUUUCUACUCCCGCAAACCUAACCUGUGGUGAGUAUAUGCAGGAUUAUAUUGCCACGAAUGGGGGCUACUUGCUCAAUUCAGCAGCCCAAGGGGGCGAAGAUUGUCACUUUUGCGCAACAGGAAACACUACCCAGUUUCUGCAAAAUGUCAAUAUCGACUUCUCGACGCGAUGGAGGGACUUCGGGUUGAUGUGGGUGUACGUGGUGUUUAAUAUAUUUGCCGCCAUAUCCCUGUACUGGCUCUGUCGAGUACCCAAGGGUAAGAAGCGCAAAUGA
Molecule: messenger RNA, 4404 nt
Organism: Aspergillus bombycis
Lineage: Eukaryota; Fungi; Ascomycota; Eurotiomycetes; Eurotiales; Aspergillaceae
Product: putative ABC multidrug transporter
Exons: 5
Coding region: 1-4404 (1467 amino acids)
Biological process (GO): transmembrane transport
Cellular component (GO): membrane
Molecular function (GO): ATP binding; ATP hydrolysis activity; ABC-type transporter activity
Source: RefSeq, a predicted model, not a curated record